CCAGACUUAUACCGUAGAUCUACUGAGACAUCAUGAGAGCCACUCCAGCCAUCCUAUUGGUCCUCUGUCUCCUACCCGCCAGUCAUGCCUGGGACUGUCAGCCUGUAGUGGAUAUCAAGAAUCUGGUGCAGAUCGAUGCAGGACUGGGGCAAGUGGUUGCAACGAACACAAGUCAAACCCCCUACUACCUGGUAGGUGAUAAAUGGAUCCCCCUGUCUGGUUCCAUGAAGCAUAUCACUGUAGGACCAGCAGGGAUCUGGGGUGUCAACAAGGCAGACUCAAUCUACAAGUAUGUGGCCGGUAACUGGGUGCAAGCUGCAGGUUAGUGGAGAGAAUUACUCAAUAUUUAUCCAGAGGACACCUGCCUCUUAGCCUUCCUGAUACCAUCAGGGUGUUGAGAAAAUGAUGAAUGUUUUACAUGUUUAACGUAAUGCCAUUGUAAGUCAUUUGGCAGAACUCACAGAUACGCACUUCAUGUUUGCUUGUCUGUCUGUCUUUGUGGUCUUCAGGCAGUCUGAAGCAAGUGGAUGCUGGGGGCAACCAGUUUGUUGUGGGGGUCUACAUGAAAGAUACCU
This is a messenger RNA of Oncorhynchus keta (chum salmon), 575 nucleotides long. RefSeq names its product fish-egg lectin-like. NCBI's taxonomy places the organism in Eukaryota, Metazoa, Chordata, Actinopteri, Salmoniformes, Salmonidae. The record is from RefSeq and is a predicted model, not a curated record. Bases 33 to 326 code for a protein of 97 amino acids. The transcript is spliced from 2 exons.